CACACACACAUGCACGGACACGAGCGGUGAGAGAGCGAAUCCAACAUGGCUGAAGCGGAGGAAAGCGAGCUAACUUCUGGAGGAAUUUUCCAGGAGAUUUUCACCUCCCCGUUGAAUCUGACGCUGCUGAGCCUCUGCUUGUUCCUCCUCUACAAAAUCUUCCGCGGGGACAAACAGCCAGACCUCGGCGAGGUGGAGCCACAGCUGCCCAAACUGAAGAAGAGAGAUUUUACCCUCGCAGAUUUGAGUCCCUACGAUGGACUGCAAGAUCCGAGGAUCCUCAUGGGUGUCAACGGGAAAGUGUUCGACGUGACCCGGGGAAAGAAGUUCUACGGACCAGAGGGGCCGUACGGAGUGUUUGCAGGCAAAGACGCAUCCAGAGGUUUGGCUACGUUCUGCCUGGAUAAGGAGGCUCUGAAGGACGAACAUGACGACCUGUCCGACCUGAACGCCAUGCAGCAGGAGAGCCUGUCUGAGUGGGAGUCUCAGUUCACCUUUAAGUACGACUAUGUGGGUAAGCUCCUGAAGCCGGGCGAGGAGCCCACGGAGUACACCGACGACGAGGAAGGAAAGGACAAAAAGACAGACUAGAAGCUGAAACGUGACCAAGAAGGAAACACAGAUAGAUGCCUUAAUGUUUCUGUGAAGUUUUGAUGCCUCCCGUUAAAACCAUUUCAAACAUUCUCAUAUUUUUGGACCAUCAUGAUACUGGAUUUUACAAGCUGACUGAAUCGAUUAAUGUAAAUUUAAAGGGCAAUAACAAUGAUAUAAAUAUACACCACAUACUGAUGUAGAGGCGUGUAGUGCUGUUAGAGUUUAAAUCCUGUCAACUUGAUCCUCAGAUUGGCUUGUUAACGGACCAAUUCCAGCAUAUAAUGAAGUGACCGAUGGUCGAACGCGCUAUAAGGAGAACUGUUUUUAAUAUCCACAGCUCUGUUGUAAACUUUGUUCAUAUCACUGAAGUACGUAUUGCAGGUUGUACACAUUCCUUCACAAGGGUCGGCUCAGCUCACAAUGAAAUGAAUCAUCUCAGGAAGUAGCGUGGUUUAAAGUGAAAAAAUAAAAUAACGGACUGGAGCCAGAGGACGGAUUCAAAUAGAAAUAAAAAUGCUGUAUUUUUUUUUUCAACCUUGGUGUAACUAUCAAAACUCACCCUGUGCUGAUCACAGGUCUCGCUAACUGUGCACUAGCCAUCUCUAUUAUUAGAAUCAGGGACUUUUUUUUUGUCUCUUAUGAUUUUAUUCAAUAUAUCAAAUUAAGUAUAUUACGAAAAUACAAAAAUAAAUGACGUAUAAAGCAUGCAGAAAGAUUCAUAGUUGAUUGAAGGAAACAACAAGGGACAAAGAAGAAAGGAGGCAACUUCUAUAAAAAAAAAACAACCACCAAGGCACCCCGUGUAGGACACUAAAUUAAAGUCAAUAACACCAGUACUCUAAGUUAGAGCAAGAAGCAUGGAACUCUGUCACUAUUUAGUAUAAACGUACAUUUACCAUGAAUCAUUUGAAACCUUUGUCUGCGAGAGCCAGCUCACUUAGCUGUCAAAAACAAAGCUUUCUUUGCUCAAAUUUCCUCAAUUCUUCACUUUCUGUCGGACUCUCAGAUCAGCCUUUGUGCCGAUCCCCUCAAGUCCUUUACAGUGGUAUCCCUUUUUGUAUGUAGAGCACACGUGUUAUGAUGUAGUGCAAAAAUGAUAUCAUACAAUGAAAUAGGAGCAGGUGCUGCACAUACAGUAGACACAAAAUUAUCCUUCAACGCCUUUAUGGCACUGAUAUUCAAUUUGUGUCCACCAAAACACUAAAAAAAAAUAACACGGCAAGUGGCUGCGUUUUCUGAGCCUCUACGAUGAAAACAGCAAGAGUUAUAAUGACCAACCCUCAGGACAGAAAUAAUGAUUAUAAUAAACUCCAGUCUAACAGUUGAAACAGCAGCAGCACUGCUUACUGAACAGAGAGCAGAUGAGCUGAUGUAAAAAAUCUUUAGAGUUGAACACUGUCUGCUCACACACACAUGAACAGAUCUGUACAGAACAUUUCUACGAGUCAAAUCCUUCUGACUUUAUUCACCUUUGUUUAAUGUUUUUCUGCUCUUAAUACAGUAACAUGAAGAUGACAUACAGAUGUUUGUGUCAUUUAACACCAUCCAAUGUAUCUGCUUAUCUCAGCCUCCCGUCCAAUAACACACUUGAUGUUUUUAAAUUAACAGGUUUUAUUCAGUUUUAUCUGAAACUUUUACUACGAAAUGACAAUCGAUGUUAUUGUACCGAGAGGCCCACAGUGGUGAGGUCGUGUGAUGUCAAGUAUCCGACAUUUGACAAUAACUUUUUAAUCAAUGAACUAUUAAAAAAAGUCAAAAUAUAUAUAACCAGUGUUGAGUUUUAGUGUCUCAUAUGAGAAUGUUUUGCUGCUCUUCUUUUCUCAAUAGAAGCUGAAUUACUUCAGAUUUGAGGCUGUAGGUCAGGAGAGUCAUGUGUAAUGAUUUUUAUCCAGGGGGAAAAAAAGAAAAUGACAGAAUACAAGGCUCCUUAUUCAUGUACAGCGAUGUGUCCCACUGCUGUAGUUCAUUACACCGUGAGUAGAGGAGAUGUCACAAAGUUCAUAGUUCAAAGAUAAAGCAUCAAAUUAAAGAUUAGAGAGUCUGAACUGAAGCCAGUUAAUGUUAUUUUACACUUUCUUCAUUUCUGUUAUUCACAUUUUCCGCACUAAAUCAUCAAUUCAAACAUUUACUGAAAGUUCAGUCAGAGGACUCUGAAGCACAGAAUGUGUAGAAGUUCAGAGGUUUAAAAGGUUUUUACCACACAGUUUGAUUUAACCCUGAACAUGAGGGCAUUCAGUCCAACAUUAUUAGAUAAUAACACACGUUUAAAUGCCCCCUCCAAGCAUUAAUCUGCAAUAUUUAACGGUCUAAGGCUGCAAAUGAAAAGACCUUGACAUCCACAAAUGUGUUAAUAAAAUGCUCCAGAAACUCUUUUGUUCAUGUUCACUUUGAACUUUGACGUUAAGUGGAAGAAGUUUCUAUUUUUCUGACUAAAGAAACUUUGCUAUGUGAAAACAUCUGUUUGUAUUUUUUCUAAACCACGACUGUUAGUCUCCCUAAAACAUGUUUAAUGAGGGAACAGCUUCAUAAUGUACAAACGCAAGCUAAGUGUCAUAAUACUUUUUGCUUAAAAUGAAGUUUUGAUUUAAUAAAGAAAACUGUAGAAUGAA
Labrus mixtus (cuckoo wrasse) is the source of this 3203-nucleotide messenger RNA. It is a transcript of the gene pgrmc1, whose product is annotated as progesterone receptor membrane component 1. Gene Ontology annotation, cellular component: membrane; endomembrane system. NCBI's taxonomy places the organism in Eukaryota, Metazoa, Chordata, Actinopteri, Labriformes, Labridae. The record is from RefSeq and is a predicted model, not a curated record. The transcript is spliced from 3 exons. The coding region runs from base 46 to 591 and encodes 181 amino acids.